This is a messenger RNA of Nannospalax galili (Upper Galilee mountains blind mole rat), 5773 nucleotides long. It is a transcript of the gene Cntn5, whose product is annotated as contactin 5. The coding region runs from base 507 to 3245 and encodes 912 amino acids. Gene Ontology annotation, biological process: brain development; cell-cell adhesion. NCBI's taxonomy places the organism in Eukaryota, Metazoa, Chordata, Mammalia, Rodentia, Spalacidae. Gene Ontology annotation, molecular function: cell-cell adhesion mediator activity. The transcript has 22 exons. The record is from RefSeq and is a predicted model, not a curated record.
AAUACGCUGAAGGUCUCUCUGGUCUCCAUUCUUCAUACACUACUUUGCUAAGAAUCAAGAAGAGUUCACCCUCAUCUGCCUUUGGUUCCAAGACUAGACCACGAUAUAGCAAUCCUUCAUUGGGUACUCUGAGUGUUUCUCCACCCAGCUGGCGAGGGACAGCCCAACAGUACCACUCCCCCAUCAAUCUUUAUCAUUCCUCAGAUGCCUUCAAACAAGAUGAAAGCGUGGACUACGGACCAGUGUUUGUACAAGAACCCGAUGAUGUCAUUUUCCCAACUGACUCUGAGGAGAAGAAGGUGUCCCUGAAUUGUGAAGUUCGUGGCAACCCAGCUCCUACUUACAGAUGGCUCCGAAAUGGAACAGAAAUAGAUUUGGAGAGUGACUAUCGUUACAGUUUGAUAGACGGCACCUUUAUUAUAAGCAACCCGAGCGAGGGCAGAGAUUUCGGUCAGUACCAAUGUUUGGCAACCAACACUUUUGGAAGUAUUCUCAGUAGAGAAGCCAUGCUUCAAUUUGCCUAUCUGGGAAAUUUUAGUGGCCGGACGAGAAGUGCUGUCUCUGUGAGGGAAGACCAGGGGGUUGUCCUGAUGUGCUCUCCACCUCCUCAUUCUCCAGAGAUCAUCUACAGCUGGGUGUUUAACGAGUUCCCUUCCUUUGUGGCGGAAGACAGCCGGCGGUUCAUUUCCCAGGAGACGGGAAACCUUUACAUUUCUAAAGUGCAAACAUCAGAUGUUGGUAGCUAUAUUUGUCUGGUGAAAAACACAGUGACGAAUGCUCGAGUGCUCAGUCCUCCAACGCCGCUCACCCUGAGAAAUGACGGUGUGAUGGGAGAAUAUGAGCCGAAAAUUGAGGUCCAUUUUCCGUUCACGGUUACAGCUGCUCAGGGAACAACUGUUAAGAUGGAGUGCUUUGCACUGGGCAACCCUGUUCCAACCAUCACAUGGAUGAAGGUUAAUGGUUACAUUCCUAGUAAGUCUCGUCUGCGGAAAUCUCAGGCUGUGCUGGAGAUUCCAAACCUGCAGCUGGAGGACGCUGGCUUUUACGAAUGCACAGCUGAAAACUCCCGUGGGAAGAACUCCUUUCGUGGACAGUUACAAAUAUACACAUACCCACACUGGGUAGAAAAGCUGAACGAUACCCAGUUGGACAGUGGGAGUCCCCUCAAGUGGGAAUGUAAGGCUACCGGGAAGCCCAAGCCCACGUACCGCUGGCUGAAGAAUGGAGCCCCACUCCUGCCGCAGAGCAGGGUUGACAUGGCCAAUGGAGUGUUGAUGAUCCACAGUGUGAACCAGUCAGACGCCGGAAUGUAUCAGUGUCUGGCUGAGAAUAAAUAUGGAGGCAUUUACGCGAGCGCUGAGCUGAAGAUUCUUGCUUCAGCUCCCUCUUUUGCACUGAGCCAAGUGAAGAAAACAAUAAUUGUGACCAAAGACCAGGAAGUCCUCAUAGAGUGCAAACCCCAGGGCUCCCCGAAGCCAGCCAUCUCCUGGAGGAGAGGGGACAAGGCAGUGAGAGAGAACAAAAGAAUAGCUAUUCUUCCAGACGGAAGUCUUCGGAUCCUAAAUGCCUCUAAAGCUGAUGAGGGAAAGUACAUUUGCCGAGGGGAAAACAUCUUCGGUUCUUCAGAAAUUAUAGCUUCUGUAUCUGUUAAAGAACCCACCAGGAUAGAGCUUACUCCUAAAAGAACAGAAUUAACAGUAGGAGAGAGCAUUGUCCUCAACUGCAAAGCCAUUCAUGACUCCAGUUUGGAUGUCACAUUCUACUGGACACUAAAAGGACAACCUAUUGAUUUUGAGAAAGAAGGUGGACAUUUUGAAAGCAUCAGGGCCCAAGCAUCCUCUGCAGAUUUAAUGAUCAGGAACAUCCUUCUGAUGCAUGCUGGGAGAUAUGGCUGCAGGGUACAGACCACAGCAGACAGUGUGUCAGAUGAGGCAGAACUUCUUGUUAGGGGUCCCCCAGGCCCACCUGGGGUAGUCAUUGUGGAGGAAAUCACCGAAAGCACAGCCACUCUCUCGUGGAGUCCAGCAACCGACAAUCACAGCCCAAUUUCCUCUUACAACCUCCAGGCCCGCAGCCCCUUCUCCCUGGGCUGGCAGACUGUGAAGACAGUUCCAGAAAUCAUAACGGGGGACAUGGAGUCAGCCAUGGCUGUGGACCUAAACCCCUGGGUGGAAUAUGAAUUCCGAGUGGUGGCCACCAAUCCAAUUGGGACCGGGGAUCCAAGCGUGCCAUCUCGAAUGAUCCGUACAAAUGAGGCAGUUCCAAAGACAGCACCUACCAAUGUAAGUGGAAGAAGUGGAAGACGGCAUGAGUUGGUUAUCGCCUGGGAGCCAGUAUCUGAGGAGUUCCAGAAUGGGGAAGGCUUUGGCUAUAUCGUGGCAUUCAGACCCAACGGAACACGUGGCUGGAAGGAAAAGAUGGUAACAUCCUCUGAGGCUUCCAAGUUCAUCUACCGAGAUGAAAGUGUCCCUCCUCUCACUCCCUUUGAAGUGAAAGUCGGUGUCUAUAAUAAUAAAGGUGAUGGGCCCUUUAGUCAGAUUGUAGUCAUCUGCUCAGCUGAAGGAGAACCCAGUGCUGCUCCCACUGAUGUCAAGGCUACAAGUGUGUCUGUGUCAGAAAUUCUUGUUGCAUGGAAACAUACUAAAGAGAGUCUAGGAAGACCACAGGGCUUUGAGAUUGGUUACUGGAAAGACAUGGAACCAGAAGAUGCCGCAGAAACAGUCAAAACCAGAGGGAAUGAGUCCUUUGUCAUCUUGACUGGAUUAGAAGGCAACACACUGUACCACCUCACCGUCAGGGCUUACAACGGCGCUGGAUAUGGGCCACCCAGCACUGAAGUGAGAGCAACCACCAAGAAAUCCCCCCCUAGUGAGCCACCUGGCAACCUCAGGUGGGAGCAGCAGGGCUCCCAGGUUUCCCUGGGCUGGGAGCCAGUCAGACCCUUAGCCAAUGAAUCUGAAGUCAUGGGUUACAAGGUUUUUUAUAGGCAAGAGGGUCACACCAGCAGUCAAGUCAUUGAAACACAGAAACCUCAAGCUGUAAUACCACUCCCUGAUGCUGGAGUCUACAUUAUUGAAGUUCGGGCAUACAGUGAAGGAGGGGAUGGAACAGCUAGCUCCCAAAUCAGGGUACCUUCAUAUUCAGGUGGGAAAAUCACGAGUGCUCAGUCAACUCUGCACAGCCUCUCCGCGUCAUCCUCAGUGACGUUGAUCUUGGCUUUGAUGCUUCCCUCCCACUCCUGGUGAACGCUGUGGAUGCUGUUUACUCUCCUCUGCUCUAGCUUGAGAAAUCAACAGCAGAUAAAUUGUGAAGUGAGUGGAGAUCCAGGGUCCCAAGAAGAGUUUUGAACACUUGGGACUGCGUAGAGUGCACUUACAGGAGCUUAGGGGGAAAUACGACUUACCCAUCAGGUUUCUCUUUGGUUUUUGUAAAUGGAGAGGACAGUUCUUGGUCCAAUAAAAAUAUGCAGAUUGUAUGUAAUGAAUUUUUGUAAGCAAAGGUAAUUUGUCAGAUGUAUUCUUAAUUUUUUAAUAUGUUGGAAUUUGAUUUUCUAUCUGAUGACUCUGAGUGCCAUCCAUUUGUUACAGACAUGGUCUCUAGUAGACCUGUUUCAAAAACAAAUACAAACUCAAGAAAGAAACACUUUCUUAGGACUCUGAGUCCCAGUGGUUUUCAAUUUCCCUUCAGAUCACUAUUCCAAUGGUUAAAUCAGCAAGAGAUGUGAAGAAAUACUUCAGACAUGAGGGUCCAUGAUAAAAACAGAAAAAAAAAACCCUCAAAAACUAUUGUGUGAAUGCCUAGCAAAGGAGAAGAUUCCGUCAAUAUGCUAUUGUAUAUGCAUUGCAGAGUAAGUAUUAAGGUAGGGAAUAAGCCAUUUAUAAUAGUGUAGGAUAAAUAGAAAGAAUGCAAAUUAGCUUACUGUUUUCCAUCAAGUACUAUGUGAUCUAGCAGCAAAUGCAGCACAUACUUAAUGACAGAAAUAGCUUAAAGUCACAAGAUAUAUGCUCACUGAACACUGUAAAGAUAUGCUGCCACCAGUGCCAAUUUAUAAGUGCAGGGAAAAGGAACAGGGCUAUCCCCACUUCUCCACCCACCAUCAAAUGGAUUUGGAAUUUACAAAGCUUUCUUCUACGUGAAAAUAGUUGUAAGGAUAAGGAGAGUUGGUGGAGCAAAUUCUGAAGCAAAUGAUAAAAAACCUGAGUGUUUAAGACACUUCUAUACCAUCACAUGCCACUUAUGAAAUAUAAUCAACUGCUUUAAAAAAAAAAAAAAGAGUCUGGAUUGGCUUUUACAAUCAAUCCAUGGAUGGGCGUGUGGCACUGCUAGGCUUCAGCUAGCCUCGCCUAACCUGCAUUACUGGAUCCCAUGCCUUCAGAGAUAAUCCCCGCUGGCUACUUUGAGGAGUCAAACCCAACCUAAGUGAUUCUAACACAGAAAAGCUAAGUGAAGUCACCCUGCUUCAAGCUAUGAUAGAACACAGAGCAGCAGGAUGUGCUGGGGUGGUUUUAUACUUAUGAAGGUUGCCAGAAGAGAUACUGCAACCUCAUUACCAAAAGGAACCAGGAGACACUAGUUAUACAGGUGAUGUUAUUAAGAGGACAAAAAGCAGUUUCUCUUCAUUUAUUUGCCUUUAUACAGUCUAAGCCUGUUUAUUUGCAUCUUUAAGAACAAAAAAAAAUGGGAAUAUUGAGCUCAACUCACUGUCUCUCAAGGCUAAUCUUUGCAGAAUCCAAAGGGAGAUUACAGUUUCUGUUCUGAAUGUCCUAAAAGAUUCUUUCCAGAGUACAAUGUAACUAUACAUCAAUUACUCAUGUUCUACUUGGAAAGAAACAUGUCCAAGACUCCCCUAAAUAAACGGGACAUAUAAAAGACUAUUCAGUCAACAGACUGUUACAGUAAACCCUACAGACUGACUAUUCAAACCUUUGAAUAAGAACAACCAAGUGGCCUUUCUUGAGUGCCUCCUGAGGAGGAGAGGCUGGACUUCACAAAUAGGGAGACACUCUCUAGGAAGCCAACAUGUGCAUCCUGGAGUAUGGUGUCACUUCCAAGAACAAAUCAUGCAUCUGAAAAAAGUACAGAAAGAUAUUUUUUAAAAAGGAAUAUGUUUUUCAUAUUUGGUGAAUCAAGCCAUCUCCUUCACUGAUCAUUAAUGUUCUAUUCUGGAUUUAUUGAAGAAUUUUAAGAAUCAGCUUCUAACUAAACUCUUCUAAAGCAAAGCCCAGUAAAAUAAAAUGUCACAUAUGACAGAUUCAGAUUAAUAUUUCCAAAUAGCCGACGAAUGGUAAAUCUCUGCCAGAGUACUCUACAUAUAGAAUGUCUGAUGCUUUAUUCUUACAGAAAUAAAAAAACAUGGGAUGUUUUUACUUAACAUGCACAAAAUACGUAUUUUGUGUCCUGACCCUAUUUAAAAAGAAACAGGUUUCAAUGUAUCUGUAUUUAUGUAUUGCAUAUUUGUUAUUUUGUAGAAAGUAGACCCCAUUCCUUAUCAAGGCACAUUGUUUCUCAACACGGUUCUGAAUGAGGUUUUUCUUGGAUGGAAUGGGAACCACAGUCUUCAAUCCAUACAGAGACUGUAUUUUUUAUAAUGUCCAAUGAGCUGUGAAGAAAACAGCACUCCUUGUCUGUAGAAAUUUCAUGAAAGCAAGUAUUCCACCUAUGUAACUGAAGGUGCUGUGGAUUCCAUGUCAAACCGUUAAUAUAUUGUAUACAAUCUGUAUAUAUACUAUAUAUAUAAUGGUAUAUAACAUGUGGAAGGCACAGUCAGAUAAUA